AUGGAUGAUUUUCAUCAAGCGUCAACAGAAAAUAUGAUCAUACCCAAUAGUAAUUUUACAACAAUUUUCUUGUUGGGAUUCCGAAAUAUUGGCAGAUUUAACCUUUUGGUCUUCACCUUAAUCCUUUUGAUGUAUUGUGUGACAAUAUGUGGAAACCUCCUGAUCAUCACACUGGUGUCCUACAGCAAAUCCCUCCAUUCUCCCAUGUACUUCUUCCUUGUCCAGCUGUCUGUAUCUGACAUCAUAUUGAUUACUGAUAUUGCCCCGAACAUGCUUAAUAUUGUCCUACAUGAGCAACCAUCCAUAUCUUUUCCUGGAUGCAUCACACAGCUUUAUUUUUGUAUUGUAUCAGUAACAUCUGAAUGUUUUAUUCUGAUGGUGAUGUCCUAUGACCGCUAUCUAGCCAUCUGUUAUCCUUUACAUUAUGUCUCCAUUAUGAGCCAAGUGCUUUGUAUUAUUUUUGCUUUUGUAGCCUGGCUGUUAAGUUAUUCUGUAGCAUCUGUUCUAAUACAUGGUGUGUGUUCAUUAGAAUUCUGUGGGCCAAAUACUAUUGAUCAAUUGUUCUGUGAUUUUGCUCCUGUGUUGAAACUUUCUUGCUCAGACGCAUCCAUCGUUCAGAUGAAGUCCACAUUGCUUAGUACUGCUGUCACAGUGUUGCCAUUCCUCUUGAUAGUCCUUUCAUAUAUCUACAUUGCUUUAACCAUAUUAAAGAUUUCAUCCGUUUCGGGGAGACUGAAAUCCUUUUCUACUUGCAGCUCCCAUCUGACAGUUGUGUCUAUAUUUUAUGGGACUCUAAUCUCCAUGUAUGUUCUUCCAAAUGAAGGGAAGUCACAGAUAAUCAGUAAGAUACUGACUUUGAUGUACACAGUGUUUACUCCCUUUAUAAACCCUAUUAUAUACAGUUUGAGGAAUAAAGACAUCAAAAAUGCUUUAGGGAUUUUACAGAGACUGUCGCCUGAUAUGCCAAGAUGUGAACAGAGCCUAAAACCCGGAAGCAGAGCUGCACCAGAUUUUGGAACUGAACUCAGCCAGUCCCCAGCCCAGACAGAACACGCCAAGCUAGCUAAGAAAUGCUUGCAGUCAGCCAUGACACCUUCUGCUCAGAAACAUCCAAAAGUCUAUGGCUUGGAGAAUUAG
This is a messenger RNA of Rana temporaria (common frog), 1137 nucleotides long. RefSeq names its product olfactory receptor 1468-like. The record is from RefSeq and is a predicted model, not a curated record. Gene Ontology annotation, cellular component: membrane. Gene Ontology annotation, molecular function: olfactory receptor activity; G protein-coupled receptor activity. The transcript is spliced from 5 exons. Gene Ontology annotation, biological process: G protein-coupled receptor signaling pathway. Lineage: Eukaryota; Metazoa; Chordata; Amphibia; Anura; Ranidae. Bases 1 to 1137 code for a protein of 378 amino acids.